UUAAAGUUGCUGUCAGAUAAAAUACGAGUACCAUCUAAAUGAAAUGUGAAUUUGUAGAAAUGGCGGCUUGCGAGAAAAAUGAAUCGCAAAGGAUCUGGACGCCCGUGGGGUAGAAGGCGAACUGAUAAUAAAUCCAAACCACAGCCGACAGAUCGUGGUGCCUUCCACCGAAGGAACUUCCGCCUAAUUGCUGCUCCGCUCCUCUUUAUUUUCUCAGUGUUACGUACAAUUGCCUUCCAGUUGUGGGUUGUUUUGGGUAUAAUUGCUUGCAAAGGCAGUGCAAUAAGCGGUAUAUCUCAGCAAAGAGCAGGAUAUCGACCCCAGAGGGAUGCUGAGAUUGGGGUCAGUAUGACAUCCAAGUCUCAAAGAAGUCCUGGUCCAGUAGAUCCUCUGCUGGCCACACAGAAACACCAUCAUAGAAAGGCUUUUGAGUACAUCUCCAAAGCUCUCAAAAUUGAUGAGGAAGAUGGUCGGAAGGAUGUUGCAGUUGAAUUGUACAGGAAGGGCAUCGCAGAACUACAGAAAGGGGUUGCCAUUGACAUUAAAGGACAAGGAGAGGCCUGGGAUAAGGCGAGGAGAUUACAGGACAAAAUGAUGACUAACCUUGUCAUGGCACAAGACAGGCUAGAGGUACUAGAAAAAUUAUUACGUGAGGCUCACAUAUCACCCAAAAGAGCAACAGCAAUGGAAGUUGAUGCAGCAGGACCUUCUGGGGCCACUCGCACCCCUCAGGUGAGGCCCCAGUCUAGCCCACUGUCCCCUAAUGUUACUGUCAGGCAGCGAAAGGCAGCAGCAGCUUCACCACACACCAGUAAAACACCUGUGAUACCCAAACCAUCUGUGAUACCUAGAUCUCAAGUAACCAACAAGCCCAUGAAGAUGAAGCAGCCUAUAGGUGGCGCUGUACACAAGAGUAAUACUCUCCCUCGUAACUAUGGCAACAGCAGAAGAGGUAGCGGAGAAUCGUCUCCACGUAGCUCACCCUCCAACUCACCAUAUGCCUGGAGACGAGGACUACCCAGACAAAAUUCUGUCCCAGGGGCCAAUAAAAAUGUUUUAAAGAAGCCGAAGGACUUAAAGAACCUAAACUUAAAGGGAGUAGAUAAGAAGUUAGCAGAGACUAUACUGAAUGAAGUGAUAGACUCGGGUCCGCCUGUUAGCUUCCAGGAUAUAGCUGGACAAGAUACUGCAAAGCAAGCCCUCCAGGAAAUAGUUAUACUGCCAGCUCUUAGACCUGAGUUAUUUACUGGUUUACGAGCGCCAGCACGAGGGUUGUUGCUGUUUGGACCACCAGGCAAUGGGAAAACAAUGUUGGCCAAGGCUGUGGCUAAUGAAUCUAAUGCUACAUUCUUCAAUAUCAGUGCCUCUAGUCUUACUUCUAAAUGGGUUGGUGAAGGUGAGAAGCUUGUGAGAGCCAUGUUUGCUGUUGCCAAGGAGCUCCAACCUGCUGUUGUCUUUAUGGAUGAGAUAGACUCAGUGCUGUGUGAGAGAAAGGAAGGAGAAAAUGACGCUAGUCGCAGACUGAAAACUGAAUUUCUUGUGCAAUUUGAUGGGGUUGCUGGUGCGAGUGAUGAUAAGGUGCUUAUAAUGGGGGCGACAAACAGACCUCAGGAGUUAGAUGAUGCUGUACUCAGACGUUUCAGCAAGCGUGUGUAUGUAGCGAUGCCAAACAAGUCUACUAGACUGAUGCUGUUAAAACAUCUACUGAGUAAACAUAGCAAUCCGCUGUCUGACAGAGAAGUUGACGACCUUGCUAAACUGACCGAUGGUUAUUCUGGCAGUGAUUUAAAUGCUUUGGCAAAAGAUGCAGCUCUAGGACCUAUUAGAGAACUGUCAUUGUCAGAAGUGAAGGAAGUUGAUGCAAGCAAGGUUCGGCCAGUGAAGUUAUCUGAUUUCCUGGAAUCACUCAAGAAGAUACGCAAAAGUGUUCCUCCUGAAACGUUAAUGAAAUACACUGAAUGGAAUAACCAGUAUGGAGAUAUGAAUGUGUGAACAUUUACAAUAUCGAGGAAAAUGCAUUUAACAAUAGUUAAAAAGGAACAUUUAUGCCAUGCUCAAGUGAUUGAGAAAGAAAGUUUAUGCCAAGCAUACAUAGUGUUAGAAAACCUUUAACCAGACUUAUACAGUGCCUAAAUAGGAGAAACUGGUGGAGAAAUAAAUUUAGACAACCUGUUGUAGUAGAAACUAGAAAGGAUUGGAAAAGCAAUAUAUGUCAUAGCAGUCAUAGAAAUAAAUAUUGGUUAUAUCAGAAAAAUAUUCCAGUAUUGGAUAAAAAAUAAUAUACAAAUUUGACUGAAGCUUUCCAUUCCAAAACUUGUAACAGACAUAAAGUUAACAAUGUUUAAUAAUAUGUAACAUUCUUAUUUUUCACAAAAUCUGUUUUUUUAAUAAUUAUACAGACUUCAUGCCAAUUUUGUUAUAGUUGUACAUACUGUAUAUUAAGGCCUAAUAUGUUCUUUAAAUGUGCUAACUUUACAAUGCAAAAUAUAUGGAUUAACAGUUGUAUAACAUGCAUUAAAUGAUAGUGCUUUAAACAGUAGAAUAUGUCCAACCUCACGCAUUGAAACUGGAAACAUGUGAAGGGCCCAUAGAAAUUUGUCUGAGAGAUCGCUAACUUGAGUCGUCAGCAGUUCAUCAGUUUACAGAAGAUAUUUGGAUCUUAUUUACUAGAGAAGUAUCUGUAAGAAUUAAUAGAAGUAUCUGUGAGAAAUAAUAUUUACUUCACAUAAAGUAGUAUGUCUUAAACAAUGAUAUGUUGACAUUUCUUGAUGUUAUGGUUCGACUGUAUGUCAGUUUUGAUUCCAUCAUGAAAGCACAUUAACAAUCGGUAAACAAGUAGACAAUAUUAGCUUAUGAGAUAAAAUGUUUAAGCAGAGGGAGGUAUUUGAAUGAUACAAUUUGGACAGUAUUGUCACCACUCUGUUGUUAUCAUUAUAUCUUACAAUUGUCAUAUUUUCAAUGUCAUUUGCACUUGAUUCCAUAAAUUUGUAAAUAUACACACAUAUAUAUAUUAAGACAAUAUUCCAACAUUAAUUUGAUGAUAUUGUCACAUCGUCUUUCACUUAAGGUCAUUCUAUAUUUAUAUCGUAUGAAUUAGAAGUUGGGACCAAAAGUAAAGCUGUUGAUAUUACAAUUAGAUGUAUGGCAGAUUGGAAAAUUUCUCGGUAAAGAGAAAAUACAUUAGUAUAUAUUAGCACCACAGACUGGAUAAUAGUUGCAAUAUUUUAAUUUUGAUUAUAUUCAACUUAAUAAUCAAAGAAAAUUUUAUUACUUUUUCAAAAAUAUAACAAGCUGUGAGACAUAAAUUCUAUGCUGCUGACUAUAAAAAGGCAAACUAAAUGUGAUCUGAAAUAAACAAGAUCUGCAGUGUCUUUUGAGAGGUUGGUGUUUUAACUGUUUGUGAGAUUUCGAUUGUGAACAUAUAGGUUAGAGUUUUACGUUUAGAUAUUUAGGUUAGAAUUAUGUUACUUAUGUAAUAUUUUGUUCAUAAAUCUAGUCAUUCUAAACACAGUUUAUUGUUCCAAAAUUCUUUGGACAGAUUUAACAAACUGUCAGACUGUUGAGAUCAGAGCGAUGUGUCCAAUCUUUGUUACAAGAUUUAAUUCUUCUUUUGUAAAACAGAAAUUCAGUUUUAAUGUCAGUUUAGCUUUUAAGACGAAUGUCACUUAUGAUACAAACAGAAAAAUACAAUGUAAAUAUGCAAGAAAUGCUACCGUCCCAGGAAUUCAUAGACACAGCAGUAUAUGUAGGAAGGUAAUAAUCAUGAAGUCAUAGAGAAAUAACAUUUUCUCAUAUUUUUCAGAUAACCUGUUAUUGAGAUAAACAUAUAAUUGAUAAUCUUGUUUCCAUUAGACAUUAUCUUGUUUAGAGGAUCUUAGAUAUUUAGAUACAAGUACUUGCUAUUGAUUUAUUCAGGCAGACAAUAUGGCCUAUCGUUUUAUCUUUACUGGACUCAAUAUGUUAUAUCAUCAGAGGCAUUACAGUACAAGUAAAAAGCUGUCUUUAUUUGAGCUUGAAUUUACGGAGAAAAGUUUUAUAUAGGUAUAUAGAUUAAGCAUAUGAUUUUUAGCUAAACUGAAAUUUCUAAAGAUACAGUCUUACUUCAUUCACUCGAACAUGAUGGGACCAACAAAAUUUGUUUGAGUUAUGAUAGUUUGAGCCAUCAAACAAAAUAAAUCAGAUAGGGAUUUUGCUCGGACAUGAUGAUGAAUUCAAGCGAAGGGUUUUCUUUGAUUUAUCUGAGUUUGACUGAACAAAGUUUACCUGUAUUUAUGCUAAGUGCCUUUUUGGGCACAAUUUUUUCCUCUAGAACUUUUAGAAUACAAAAUAGAUUGUGUACAAAUAAGACAGUUUGCUGAAUAUUAGAGUGAAGAGUUUACUACUUACAUAAGAUACGGAUUUCAGUUUCUAAGUACAUGUAAUGGUUCAAAUUUAUUUUUGUUUUUGAACUGAAAUGUAUGCUGUACAUAGCUUUUAUGAUGAAAAAUUCAAGUGCUAAAAACAGAAACAGGCCGACUGAAUGCCAGUGGAAUUACUGCAUUUAAAGAGCAUUGUGUGGGUAUAUUUUUCUAUUGCUUCGGUUUUAUUGUCUGUCAGAAAUGUUUUAUCUGUCCGAGCUGGAUGCCAAAGACAGUUGAGCCACGCCAUGGGAAAACCAACAUAGUGGGUUUGCGACCAGCAUGGAUCCAGACCAGCCUGCGCAUCCGCAGUCUGGUCAGGAUCCAUGCUGUUCGCUAACAGUUUCUCUAAUUGCAAUAGGCUUUGAAAGCGAACAGCAUGGAUCCUGACCAGACUGCGCGGAUGCACAGGCUGGUCUGGAUCCAUGCUGGUCGCAAAGCCACUAUGUUGGUUUUCUCAUGGCACGGCUCAGUCGAUGAAUGUGAUAAGAGAUUCUGUUAAAGACGUGUAAAAUAGUUUAUUUUAUGAACCUUCAAAAACACAAUAAUGCAAAGUUUUAAUUAGGGCAAAUACUCCAUAAAAUUACUGACUUCCCAGUAGGCAUUUGACGUCGGUUAGACGUCGUAUAGACGUCAGACCCCGACGUCGGAUUAACGUUGGAUUUUGGUUGGAUUUGCAAACCGUUUAGACGUCGGAUCCCAAUGUUGGCUAGACGUCGCAAUCCGACCAUUUUCUAACCACUUUCCAACCAAAAUCUGACCAAAUUUUCAACAGAAUUUGCAAUCAAACAAGUAAUCAACACAUGUAUUUUAUCAUCUUUAUUUCACAUGAUAGCGACAUAAGUCUAAUAUCAUAAAUCCAAAAAAGGUAAUCCAGUAAUUGAAACUUUCAAGUUUAGUCAUGUCUGCAUGAUUCUUCAACUCCACUAAAAUUCCCAUCUGAAAUGUAUAAAAUUUGACAGUUUCAUCAUUUCAUAAAAUUUGAAAACUUAUACAAGUAUGCUAGAGCUAUUACUAAAGCACAUAAUUGCUACAUGCAAAACAAACAUGUUAUAUUUUAAAUUCUAAAAUAAUUCUCUAUAACCUCAUAAAAUGUAAUGAAGUUUUAUGUUAAACGCAAUUGAUUUUUAAAGUAAUAAACAUAAUGCAUCAAUCCUUGAAAGAAUACGUAACAUUAAAAAGAAUAACUAUUAAACUAAGUACAACUUUCAAAAAUCUGCUACUCACGUUGCGGAUCCGUUUGUGUAAAGUAUUUAUAAACUUGCUAUCUUAUCCCACAAAUAUCAAAUUACCGGAAGACUUGUGUAAACCGAUGCAGGCUUAUCUCGCGAAGGCAUGGCUAUUAAACAACAUGUGUAGAAGAAGAUCCUUAGGUGAAUUUAGAAUAAUUUAUACAUGUGUAUAGAAUGCAAUUUUUUCCUGAACAGUUUUAAAUUGGUAAAAAAAAAUUUGUUUCCGAAAAUAGACAAUCUCAUGCGACAUAACAUAAUUAAUGAUAAUGUUUGAUGUGCUAAUGAACUAUUAUUUAUAAGCGUAUGUUCAGGCAUAACUACCUUUAAACUAUUAUAGCAAAAUUACACCAGUUAAUUCCAUAAAUGAAAACAUUUAAACAACAGACUUUCUGUCCAACCUAAUUCCAACGUCUCCUAGACGUCUAAGUCUGACGUCUAUUAGACGUCGUGGUUAUGACGUUGGUUAGACGUUGGAUUCAGGUCGCCGACGUCGCGACCAAAAUCCAAUGUCUAACCAACGUCGGUACGACGUCGGGUGUUUACUGGGUUAUGAUUCAUCUGCUUAUACGUUUCAAUUUGAAGUGAUCUGGUUUCAUGCUUUCAAAUACAUUUUGCUGACAAACUGCUUAUAUUAUCAAGUUAACUUGCAAUUUGAAGUUUCAUACAUUGAUAUCUUAUAGAAAACCUGCUAGAUGUAUUUACUUCUGUCAGAUCUGAGAUUGUAAGAAAUAUUACUUUUCUGAUAAAUUAAACUGCUGAGUUAAUUUUAGGUCGUUUUUUAUGCACUCGGAGUUGCCCUUGUCCAUCCGUCUGUCCAUCAGUCCGAUUUUGUGUUGUGCAUAUCUCAUAUAUUUGACCUAGAGUCAUCAAACCCCACAGGAUUGUUACUCAGCAUGUGAAGUUGUUGGUCUGGUGUUUUACUUGAAAUUUCACACAGCCAGACUAGAGUUUUGGACCUUGACUAAGUCAUAAACAUGCAAACAGUGACAGGAGUGGGGGCACCAGUGUCCUAUGGACACACAUCUUGUUCCAUAAUGUAAACAUGUUUUAGACUAAGAAAGAUAACUUUCUUAAUUUAUCAUUGUUUAAAUAUCUUGCCAGCCUAGUGUAUAAAUAAGUUUAACGCAAGUGAUGAUUUCACUUGUUGUUGUUGUUGUUGUUUCCUUUACUAAGAUAAAUGUAGAAAGUAAUGAAAAGAUCUAAGAAUUAAGAUCCACGAUGCUUGAUACAGAAAUAGCAGACAAACUUGAAUGUUAAUGAAUUUGGCAAGGGUAAAAUUGGCAUACUUCUUGAAGGCAUAAACCCACUAAAUAACUGUCAUUCUUUAUUCUGUAUAAUGUUCACCAACUUCAUAUCAAACUACAGUUUAAGCCCAGCCCCUUGCAAAUAUCUUCUGAAUCAGUAUACAUUUUCCUGAUGAACAGUAAAUAAUGUACUGUGAAAUCAUAAAUAUUCGUGGUGGACUAAUUUUCGUGAAUUGCGUGAUUUAGUCAUCCACGAAAUCUAAUCCCAACGAACAGUUUAAUUCCCAUUCAUUUUAUGUUCAAAAGUUGAAAUCCACAAAUACAUAUCCCUACGAAAUUGCCGUUUUGACCAAAACCACGAAAUUUCAUGCCCAUGAAAUUAAAUGAUUUCACAGUAUAAAAAGCAAAAGAAAAGAGGGGGCUAUUUUCCAUUUAGUCACAAAAUAAACUGCUAAGCAUGAGAUGCAUAUUAAAGUGGUGAUACUGGGAUAUGCCAUCAUUCUGAUGAAUUCUGAAGUGCUAUUAUUUCAUGAUGAAAUGUCUACCAAAAUGUCAAGCAUAGAUGCUCCAUGAAGUUUCAGCAAGAAAUUGCAUCAAAAUUAUGGAAAAAUGCUUGAGCAAAAACAAGAAUCUGCCAUUAUGCAAUCACUAUAAUCUUAAUUGGGGUGUAAAUUGGCCUUUCACUGUCUGUAUACCUGAAAGCAGAUUAAUUAAGAGAGUUCCUUUGCUGUUAUUUUAUCUUUACUGAAAUGAUAAUGUUUGCUUAUUAAGGACAGGUUGUUUGAGAGAUGUACCUAGCAUGUGCUAGUAAGCAUACAGAAAGGUGCUAAAAUAUAGUGCCAUAGAAUUUCCUUAACCCUUAGCCUGCUGGCGGCGAUUGGUUUUGCCUUUGCGACCAGUGCAGACCAAGAUCAGCCUGCACAUCCGUGCAGUCUGAUCAUGGUCUGCACUGUUCGCUAUUCAGUCAGUAAAUUUUCAGUGAAAACCCCUUUGAGUAAUAAGUGGUACUGUCCAAAUUGAAAGAUGGACCAGUCCAUUAUAGAAAUAUAGCAGGUUAAGGGUUAAACGCAACAUUUUAGCUAAUAAAACUGCCAAAGUAAUUUAUAUCAAAAUGUUUGAGACUGGAUAGUGAUCAGAGGUACAUAAUUAUCAUUUAAUCACUCCUUACCACCUUACCACACAUCUUCAUUAGCACGUCACGUAGUUGAGUAACAGAGAAAGAGUAGAAGAAAUAACUCCAUGUUCUGACAAUUCAACUCAGCCAUAUUGUAUCAUCAGGUUGUCAAAGGCUGAUUUUGUGUUGUUUAAAAUAUUUCUGGAUUAUGAAUCAUAACUUAUCAUUUCAUUCUAAUGAUUCUAUUUACUAUUAAAUUUUGUUGUUUGACUUUUACAUUCUAUGUUUUCAGGGAACAAAUUGUAUCAAUAAUCCGUAGUAAGACUUGAUUUUUGUAUUAUAUUGUGGGUCAAAUUUUUUAAUUUCUUUUUACAAAAUUUUGAAUGCUCAUUAUCAACACAUCUUUUCAAGUGAAAGAAAUUCCCUUUUUGUAAUAUAAUUAUGCAAUUUUUAAACUGUAAAGUUACGCUGUUAAUAUAUAGUUUGCUUACUGUAUGAAGUAACAAGCCAGUUGUAAAAAUAUAGGUACAAUAAAUGAUGUGCCAACAAGUCAGAUUUGGAAAGUCAAAACAUAAAUUAUAUUUUCACAUUAGUAAAAUCAGCAUUUUAUUUUCACAAAAGCAGAGCUUUUUCAAGGAACAUAUUUAAUCACAGCAUAGAGAUUACCUCUACAUUAUGAUACUAAGACAUUUUGUUUUGUUUGUUUGUUUUGGGUUUAACGCCGUUUUUCAACAGUAAAUACUAAGACAUGUAACUUACAGUUUAUUCAUCUCUUAUUGGUAUUUUGCUGUUAAAUAGCUGUAUGAUGACUGUCGUUACACGAUUAACAUGUCCAGACACCUUCAAAGGCUUAAGUAAUCUUAACAUAUCAUAAAUAUUCCAGUGAUCACUCAGGCCUUUAUUGCAAUCUUUCUUGUAAAAUGUUAUAGAUGAGAGGCUGUUAGAGACAUAGUCACAUAGCCUUAGCCUCUAAUAUAGGAAACAAAGAAAUGAAUUAAAAAUUUCCAUUUUACAUAAAAAGGGAAAUAAGAAAAAAAGGUUUUCUUAAUGAUAGGUUGAUCUUUCCAGAAAAAACUUGGAACUGGCCUUAGAAAGUUAAAUUAAUUGUUACAACUUGAGGUGAACAAAAUUGUUAAUUUAUCCAUUGAAAAUUUGGAAUUAGACUGGCAUCAGUCGUUAGAGUCAUAAAAUGUAAAGCACUGGCCAUAGAAUCAAUCCUCUCUGAUACCACUUUCUGAAAAAAAUUACAAUAUCUCUUGCCUCUGUCUCUAACGACUGGACAAAUGCGAUUUUGAACCGGACAGAUUUCAUACCCGCUAGUAAUCACCAUCUCAUUACGAUCAUUGCAAACCUGUUCAUGAUGUAAUGUAACCUUUGGCCGACUUCCCCAAGAGUUCAAUAAGCAGUGCUUUGCUUUUAUGACUUGGUGAGUAAGAUAGAGAGAGAAAUCAAAUUUCACUAGUAAGUAUAAAUAAAUUACAAUUUAAAUAUGAAAAUGUGUGUAUCAAAAUACUGUCAAUUUAAUUCUAAGAGGGAAGAGACUGGAAACUGAAAAAAAAUCCAAAAAAAAAUCAUUUAUUCAAUAUAUCUCCAAAGUUUUUUUAGCUCACCUGUCACAAAGUGACAAGGUGAGCUUUUGUGAUCGUGCGGUGUCCGUCGUCCGUCGUCCGUCCGUCCGUCUGUCCGUCCGUGCGUCCGUAAACUUUUGCUUGUGACCACUCUAGAGGUCACAUUUUUCAUUGGAUCUUUAUGAAAGUUGGUCAGAAUGUUCAUCUUGAUGAUAUCUAGGUCAAGUUCGAAACUGGGUCACGUGCCUUCAAAAACUAGGUCAGUAGGUCUAAAAAUAGAAAAACCUUGUGACCUCUCUAGAGGCCAUAUAUUUCACAAUAUCUUCAUGAAAAUUGGUCAGAAUGUUCACCUUGAUGAUAUCAAGGUCAAGUUCGAAACUGGGUAACGUGCCAUCAAAAACUAGGUCAGAAGGUCUAAAAAUAGAAAAACCUUGUGACCUCUCUAGAGGCCAUAUAUUUCACAAGAUCUUCAUGAAAAUUGGUCAGAACGUUCACCUUGAUGAUAUCUAGGUCAAGUUCGAAACUGGGUCACGUGCCAUCAAAAACUAGGUCAGUAGGUCAAAUAAUAGAAAAACCUUGUGACCUCUCUAAAGGCCAUAUUUUUCAUGGGAUCUGUAUGAAAAUUGGUCUGAAUGUUCAUCUUGAUGAUAUCUAGGUCAAGUUCGAAACAGGGUCAUGUGCGGACAAAAACUAGGUCAGCAGGUCUAAAAAUAGAAAAACCUUGUGACCUCUCUAGAGGCCAUACUUGUAAAUGGAUUUCCAUUAAAAUUGGUCAGAAUGUUCACCUUGAUGAUAUCUAGGUCAAGUUUGAAACUGGGUCACGUGCCUUAAAAAACUAGGUCAGUAGGUCAGAUAAUAAAAAAACCUUGUGACCUCUCUAGAGGCCAUACUUUUCAUGGGAUCUGUAUGAAAGUUGGUCUGAAUGUUCAUCUUGAUGAUAUCUAGGUCAAGUUCGAAAGUGGGUCAACUGCGGUAAAAAACUAGGUCAGUGGAUCUAAAAUUAUUAAUAUCUUUUGACCUCUCUAAAGGCCAUAUUUUUCAAAGGAUCUUCAUAAAAUUGAUCUGAAUGUUCGCCUUGAUGAUAUCUAGGUGAGUUUCGAAACUGGGUCACAUGCGGUCAAAAACUAGGCCAGUAGGUAUAAAAAUAGAAAAACCUUGUGACCUCUCUAGAGGCCAUAUUUUUCAUGAGAUCUUCAUGAAAAUUACUGAGAAUGUUCACCUUGAUGAUAUCUAGGUAAAGUUCAAAACAGGGUCACAUACCUUCGAAAACUAGGUCAAUAGGUCAAAUAAUAGAAAAACCUUGUGACCUCUGUAGAAACCAUAUUUUUCAAUGGAUCUUUAUGAAAAUUGGUCAGAAUUUUUAUCUUGAUAAUAUCUAGGUCAAGUUCAAAGCUGGGUCACAUGAGCUCAGAAACUAGGUCACUAUGUCAAAUAAUGACGUCAUACUCAAAACUGGGUCAUGUGGGAAGAGGUGAGCGAUUCAGGACCAUCAUGGUCCUCUUGUUUACUCAUGUCAGAGGGUAGAUUAAUCUCUGCAAUAAAUCACAAAAUUAUUUUCCUAUCUACAGUCCCCAUGCAGAUUCAUGUUAAUCAGGCUACUUUUCCUAAUAUAAACCGAGAUGUGUUACGCGUACACCUUUUCCUGCUAAAUUUCUAUAAUGAACAUAUCCAUCAUUCAAUUUAGACGGAACCAUUUACUGUUAGAAGGGGUACCAAAAAAGAUACUGACUGAAUGGCAAACAGUGCAGAUCAUGAUCUACACUGGUCGCAAAGGAAGAAUUAAUUGUGUCCAGCAUGAUAAGGGUUAACUGGAUUUGCGAUUUGGUAAAAUGUUUCUGUGCAAAAAUAAUCACGUCUGCAGUAUUUGAUAAGUAGUAUUUUUAUGAAAUUAAGUUCAACUUUUGACAGAAAUAAAUGAAAAUUAAGCGGUCAAAAGACUCAUGCAAGAAAUAUUUAUAUUGUAAAUACACAUGGUUUUAAGGAAAUUUCAUGAAAAUAUGUUAUAACACAGGAUCUUCAUCUGCAUUAAAUGCCACCAAAAUAUUAUGACAUACACCCUUUCGGGUAAAAUUUCAUACUACCGGUACUUGUAUUUCCAUUAACUACAUCUCAGGGUAUCAAAAACAUGUCCAUGUUUUAAAUAACCACAGUAAUGGUUAUGCCAUAAUAUUUGAUUUGAGUUUUUAAAUUGCACAGAAUGUCUGGCUACAUAGAUUUGCCACUGUUACUAACUAGAAAAAGAUAGUAUAAAAAUAAAAUUGUUCUUUUGUAAAUAGAAUGAGUAAAUCGUAAGUAUAAUGCGCAGUUUAAACUAUAAGUAGUUUUAAAGGUCCAUAAUGAUUUAUUAUGAGCCAUUAAUUAUCUUUUAUUAACUGUUACAGGCAGAAUUUGUUAACGACAGCCUUGAUUGUUAUGAUGCAUCAAUUUCCUUUUUUGAAAAAGUAAUUUUCAUUUGUAAUCAUUUCUUAAAGUCAAACUAACUAGUGAUUUCUAAAGCAAUUUUAAUGAUAUUAUAUUGAAAACAUAAGCUCCUGUCAUAUUUUCUACAAUAAUGUAAACAAUUAAAAAAAAAACAAAAAAAAAA
Messenger RNA from Mercenaria mercenaria, 12139 nucleotides. Its product is annotated as spastin-like. Lineage: Eukaryota; Metazoa; Mollusca; Bivalvia; Venerida; Veneridae. Gene Ontology annotation, molecular function: ATP binding; microtubule severing ATPase activity; ATP hydrolysis activity. The transcript has 15 exons. The record is from RefSeq and is a predicted model, not a curated record. The coding region runs from base 79 to 1992 and encodes 637 amino acids. Gene Ontology annotation, cellular component: microtubule cytoskeleton.